Messenger RNA from Penaeus monodon (black tiger shrimp), 1486 nucleotides. Its product is annotated as RNA-binding protein 34-like. Lineage: Eukaryota; Metazoa; Arthropoda; Malacostraca; Decapoda; Penaeidae. The record is from RefSeq and is a predicted model, not a curated record. Gene Ontology annotation, molecular function: RNA binding.
UGUGGUCAGAAACAAAAAAAGUCCAUCAAUUGAAAAAGAAAGGAAUAAAAAAAUCCAGCAAACAUUAGAGGCAGGCGAUUCCUUCAUCCCAAUACAAGCAAAUAAAGGCCUUGGUAAUAAGAACAAAAUUGAAAAAUCGUGGGGAAAAGAUUCAACCAAAACAGAAAACAGAAAAAGGUCAAAUGAGAACCAAACAGUUGAAAAGGAAAGGAGCAAGAAAUUUAAGCCAAUGUUAGAGACAGAGAAAAGAACUAGUAAGAGCUGGAAAAAGAGGGUCGUUGGAGGAGAAGAAACACAUGCAAAGCCACGCAAAACACAAAGUGGGAAAGAGAAAUCUCAGUUAAAAGGAGAUUCUGUGUUUGUUGGUAACAUUGAUUUGAAAGCAAAACGCAAAAGCAUACAGAAAUUUUUUCAGACAUAUGGUGAGGUUGUAGGUGUACGUAUCUGCAGUCUUGAUCAGGCACACCCACAGGACAGAAAGAACAUAGCAUCUUUUAAAAAGAGUUUGCAGUUCCAGCAAGCUUCCCAGUGUUCCUAUGUGAAGUUUAAGAGUGCAGAAUCAGCAACAGCAGCAUUAGAUGCCAACAAUAAGAUAUUUCGGGGAUUCAGUAUUGUAGUUUUUAGUGCUUGUGGAAAUCGAAGUGUCAGUGGCAAAGCCUCGGUAUUUGUGGGAAAUGUUCCAGUUGACACCAAUGAAGAAGAGCUCGAGAAGAUAUUCCAGGAGUGUGGUGAGGUUGAAAGUGUGCGAAUAUUUCGUGAAAGCAACUCUGACACUGAGAGAGCAAUUGCCUAUGUUAACUUUGAGACUCCAGAGGCCAUUGCACAUGCUAUCAAGAAGAACAACACAAGGCUUAGGGGUCAGGGCUUAAGAGUACAACGUUAUUCAUUACAGGUUCAGAUGGAAAAAAAUCGUAAAAAGAUAAGUGCCAAUAGACAGAAGAGAGAAAAAAGGGCUUCACUGGCAAAACCCCAAACAAACAGAAAGAAUGUGGCUGGCAGAGAGCCCUGGCAAAGGGGAGACUGGAGGCCAUCUAAUCAUGGAAACAGACCCUUCACAGGAGGGAAGUUCAGAACAAAUGACAAGACAGUGGAAGGAGACAAGAAAAAAGUGUCAGACACACAUUUGCAGACAGAUGUAAAACCAAGAAAGCAUAUCAGAUUUGAUGAAGAGAAUAACACAUCAAGAGGCAACAUGAGACCACAGUCAGUAGAUUUUCAACCAGUGUUACAUGUCACAAACAUGGAUAAACCAAAGCUUCAUUUAAAAUUUGAUGAUUAAUGGUACAUUUAUGUAUAAUACCUGUAGAAGUGGUAAAAGAAAUAUAUAAAGAUAUACAUAUGAUUAUAAGGAGGAAGAAGAAAAUGAUGAAAGUUUAAAUUUGUUAUAUCAGUGAUAAAUAAGUCAUUGUUUACAAUUUACAUGUAUAUUCUUUCUUGUUAUUACAUGAAGGUAACAUUUGGUAAAUAAUAAAUCAUUAUUUUUAUA